CGCCUCCCAGCCUCCUGACCCAUCGGAGUAACAACAGGGUUAGUGAUAGCGCGGUGAUAGCAGCCACCAAAAGGAGGACAGAAAGAGGAGAGAAAGCAGGCUUGGACUGUGCCGCAAGCCACUGAGGAGCUUGGAAACAGCCUACGGCAGAGAUGAAGGGAGAAGCUGGAAGUAUGCUACAUAAUGAGAAGUCAAAGCAGGAGGGACACAUCUGGGGCUCCAUGAGAAGGACAGCUUUCAUCCUGGGCUCCAGCCUUCUGUUGCUUGUGGCCUUCUGGAACUCAUUCACAUGGCAUCUGCAGAGAUUUUGGGGUGCUUCUGGCUACUUUUGGCAAGCCCAGUGGGAGAGGCUGCUAUCUACAUUCGAAGGGAAGGAGUGGAUCCUCUUCACUAUAGGUGCUAGCCAAGUGCCUGCUCUAUUCUUCUGGGGCUUCAAUGGGCUUCUACUGGUGGUCGACACAACUGGAAAACCUAACUUCAUCUCCCGCUACCGAAUUCAGGUUGGCAAGAAUGAACCAGUGGACCCUGUGAAACUCCGCCAGUCCAUCCGCACAGUUCUCUUCAACCAGCUCAUGAUCUCUUUCCCCAUGGUGCUCUUCCUCUAUCCCUUCCUCAAGUGGAGGGGAGACCCCUGCCGCCGAGAGCUCCCCACCUUCCACUGGUUCCUCCUGGAGCUGGUAGUCUUCACCCUGAUGGAGGAAGUCUUGUUCUACUACUCCCACCGACUCCUUCACCACCCAACAUUGUACAAGAAAAUCCACAAGAAACACCAUGAGUGGACAGCUCCCAUUGGUGUGAUCGCUCUCUACGCUCACCCUAUAGAGCAUGUGGUCUCUAACAUGCUGCCGGCGAUAGUGGGUCCCAUAGUAAUGGGCUCCCACUUGUCAUCCAUCACUGUGUGGUUCUCCUUGGCCCUCAUCACCACCACCAUCUCCCACUGUGGCUACCACCUACCCUUCCUGCCUUCACCUGAAUUCCAUGACUACCAUCAUCUAAAGUUCACCCAGUGCUAUGGGGUGCUAGGAGUGCUGGACCACCUCCAUGGGACCGACACUGGCUUUAAGCAGACCAAGGCCUAUGAGAGACACAUCCCUGCUGUCCUGCUGGGCUUCACCCCACUCUCUGAGAGCAUCCCCGACUCCCCGAAGAAGAUGGAGUGAUGGAGGGCCCUACUACCAUCCUGGCUGCCCCCUCAGUAGCAGGCAGCCAAGGUGACCCGAGGCCUCAUGAGCACCUAACAACUUGCCUCCUACAGCCACACACUCUCUAAUGACAGCAGGGUGGGGAAAGGUCAGCGCCAUGGGAAAGCAGAGCCAAGGAUGGGGCUGGGGCUCCUCAAAACCACUGUCUCUAAUGUCCCUUCAGGGGACCAGGAGUUGGUUUAAGAGGGAAAAAUGGCUCACCAGACUGAAGCCCAGGGAAGAGUCAGAGUUCCUGGCUUUUGGGGACAUCUUAUUGAGCCUCCUUAUUAGCUUCCCUAAAGCAGAACCAGAGCUAGAACCCCCCUCUCCCAACUAUGAACCCAGAGACACAUGGCUGAGCAAAGGGCAAAAUCCUCAUUUUCCCCGAAUGGCUAACCAGUUGUCUAACAUUAUUUACUCAGUGAUUUUAGAAGUAGUCCCUUUUUCAAAUGAAAUCUUAUCAGGAACCUUAAUAUAAAAAACAAAACCAAAGUGCUCGUUUGGCUGAAGCAGUCUCCACCCUGGCCUCCCCUCAGCAGCCACUGACCCUGCCAGGAACGUGUGGCUCCAAAAACAGAAAUGAAGACCCCUCUUCUCGGAUUUGAAAGACCGUUAUCACUGACUAAAUUUCUAAACAUGCACACACACACACACAUACUAUUUCUAAACUUCCAGUUCUCUUCAAGAAAAUCACCCACUAUGGUUUGAGAAAUUAAUUUUAACACUUGAUAGGACCACUUCUUCAGGCAGAAUUACCAAAAGACUUCCUCCUAAUGGCCUCAGGACGCAGGCCACCUGUGGGCUUCCCAGGCGGCACCCUCCCUGGGCCUUCCGCAGCUCCACCCACACACUGCUGGUCUUGGUGGACCAGCUCCCUCCCCAGGCUUAGCAUAAAGUGCUACUGGUGCACAGCUGCUGGCCUACACCCAGUACCUGUUCCUACCAAUAAAUGUUUGGAAAAAAGUCAUUCUUCAGUAUAUUCAAGGUGAAGGGCAGGGAAUGAGAAGAGUGGAUAAAGAUGAAAGGAAGAAAACAGAUGCAUUUCUUUCCCCCUUUUAAGGUCCCUUGGCAGGGAAGAGGGACAGGAGGCUGUUCUUCUCUCAUCCCUUUUGGCAGCUAGGUGGUCUCUGGCAGAGGGGGACAGUCCUAUCCUCUUCUGCAUCAAACUGAACACACCCUAGGAAGGUAAACAGAUAGUCAUAAAGAAAAGGCUGAAGCCUUACAAUUCCCAGAAGAUGUAAAUGUGAAAGGAAAAAGAACGUCUUAAACUCCAGGGGAGGCUUUAGUUUUUCCCCCUCCAUUACAAGGCUCAUUCCAACAUUUAUGAUCAAGGAGCUACUACACCAGCGCAAUUAAAUCAGUGGCCUCCUUCAUGCACAUUACUAAUAGGUGUGGAUGGGAACCUGCAUUAAGCUCCUUUGCUCCCAAAGUACCCAACAAUUUACCAAUCGGUCUGCAGAAUUCCAGGCCACAAUUUCCUAAACUCGCCUUUGGCCCAUGGAUAGCGCUGGAAGUACCUGUCCACCUGAAGGACAGUGGAAAACAACUCUCUGGGAAACAGUGUAUGACAGGAUCCUCAGCACUGGGCCUGGAGACAGUUGUCAGAUGAAUGAAUGAAUAAGGCCACCUCAUUUUUAGUUUUGCAAUUACAUCUAGGCCAGAAAGUAAAUCUGGAUGCUGGCAUUCUGAAGGUGUUACUACUUACCAAGCCUGGCCCUGCAAGUUGGGGGGAAGCCACCAACAGCCCCAAGGCCAAUCAUGGGUGGGGAGGGUACACUGUUCCAUUCCUCCCUGGCUACAUGUCUCAGGGCUCAGGGGCUGACCUGGAUUCCAUAAAGCCACAAGAAGAGUGUCUCAUUGUUACUCCUUCACACCACACAAGAAAAUCUGUUCAGUGAGGGCUAUACCAACCCUUCAUAAGGAGUCACAGCAACCUUUCUCUUCCUGGAUCCUAACACAAGCCCACCCACAGCCAGCCCACGAGAAAGCUGGCAGAGGGCAAGUGGGCUGAAAGCCUUAAAUUUCAUCUGUAGAACUGAUGUCUGUCCCUUUUGUGGUAUUGGCUGUGGCUCCCAUUUCUAACUCAAUACAGAAGGUAAACAUGAAUUCAAGGCUAGUAAUUCUGAAGAACAACAUGGAAGUCAAGUGGAUGCACCAGCAGUCUUAGCUCUAUAAGGAUCCCUGGCAUCAAGACUCCCAAAAAGCACAAGAGCAGAGCCCCAGCAAAGGUUUCAUGCACACAACCAGAGCGUGGGGUUCUUUUCAUCAUGUCAGUUCUCUGAAUCAGGGGAAACCCUAACAGGACUCCAUCCCUAACACCCAACAGCUGUACCCCAGAUGGGAGACAAGCCAGUUUUGCCUUUUCAAGUUUUUAUUUUUAUACAUUUUUUUUUGUAUUAAAAAGAAAAGCAUAAUUACCACAAAUUACAAAGGACUAAAGCAGGACUAGAAUAAUGAAUGAAUCACUUCAGCCUGGAAAGCAGAUACUCUCAAUAAUAUUAAUGUUAUAAUA
This is a messenger RNA of Choloepus didactylus (southern two-toed sloth), 3693 nucleotides long. It is a transcript of the gene FAXDC2, whose product is annotated as fatty acid hydroxylase domain containing 2. Lineage: Eukaryota; Metazoa; Chordata; Mammalia; Pilosa; Megalonychidae. The record is from RefSeq and is a predicted model, not a curated record. Gene Ontology annotation, molecular function: C-4 methylsterol oxidase activity; iron ion binding. Gene Ontology annotation, biological process: sterol biosynthetic process.